GUGGUGAGCGAUGCUGCUCGUAUACGUCUCACUACCUCAAAGGACCCUGUUAUAAUUGGAGAUGCCCCCUCAGCUUGCUCUAUGCACUCCCAUGGGCAACGUGCAUUUGCUGAUGGUUGCAUUGACAGAAAGGGUCUUCCUCAUCUCAAUCCAUCUUCUUUGCCUGCCCCUCGUUGUCGUACCCAAGUUAUCAUGGAAAUCACACGGCAACCUCCUCGCCCAGCUUCUCGAGCAGUCCCCAAACUAUCCGCUAUGCAUACCAGGGAACUUAUCCCACAAAUUGCUUCUGUCGAGGGGGGAUCUAGUUCCGAGUAUGACGACAGCACUGACAAUGCAAAUGAUUAUGAGGACGACUCGGAGUUGCAAUUUAGUGAGAGUGAGAGUUGCCCUACGAAGCGCCUUAGACAUUAA
Molecule: messenger RNA, 411 nt
Organism: Suillus discolor
Lineage: Eukaryota; Fungi; Basidiomycota; Agaricomycetes; Boletales; Suillaceae
Exons: 1
Source: RefSeq, a predicted model, not a curated record